Messenger RNA from Stegodyphus dumicola, 774 nucleotides. RefSeq names its product ribosomal protein S8 (gene RpS8). NCBI's taxonomy places the organism in Eukaryota, Metazoa, Arthropoda, Arachnida, Araneae, Eresidae. Gene Ontology annotation, cellular component: ribosome. Gene Ontology annotation, molecular function: structural constituent of ribosome. Gene Ontology annotation, biological process: translation. The record is from RefSeq and is a predicted model, not a curated record.
UGUUUGGCAACACUUGUAUUUCCCUAUUAAACUUUAGACGUGUGGCAACGGUUAGGGCUCAUGGUAUUUUUCUUUUCGUAGCGUGUUUUGUGUUAGUUGGCAAAAUGGGUAUUUCGCGUGAUCAUUGGCACAAAAGAAGAAAAACUGGAGGAAAGCGAAAACCCAUCAGAAAGAAAAGGAAGUUCGAGCUUGGGCGACCUGCCGCUAAUACUAAAAUUGGCCCUCAAAGAAUCCACACUGUUAGAACCAGAGGCGGCAAUAAAAAAUAUAGAGCAUUAAGGCUUGAUCAUGGAAAUUUUUCAUGGGCAUCUGAACAAUGUACUCGCAGAACGCGUAUUGUUGACACAGUAUACAAUGCCAGCAACAAUGAAUUAGUGCGUACAAAAACAUUGGUAAAGAAUGGAAUUGUUCUGAUUGAUGCUACACCUUUCCGUCAGUGGUAUGAAGCCCAUUAUGCCCUGCCUUUAGGAAGGAAAAAAGGAGCCAAGCUUACUGAGCAGGAAGAAGCUAUUUUAAACAAGAAGCGUAGCAAGAAAACUGAGAAAAAAUAUAAAGAGAGGCAAAAAUUAGCUAAAGUAGAUCCUAUGUUAGAAGAUCAAUUUAUGUCUGGACGAAUUUUAGCAUGUAUAUCAUCUAGACCUGGACAGUGUGGGCGAUGUGAUGGUUAUAUUUUAGAAGGCAAAGAGUUGGAAUUUUAUCAGAGGAAAAUAAAAGCAAAGAAAGGGAAAUAAACUUGCUAAAGUUAUGUAAACAGAAUAAAAAGAAAAAACUAAA